AUGAGCCAAACCUACAUAUAUCUCUUACUUGGGGGGCUAUGUUCAACUCUGCUUUGGCUUCGUGCCAGUGCAAAGCGAGAGAAACGCUAUGGGCCAUUGCCUCCAUCUCCCAAAGUCGAUCCAAUUAUAGGUAACUUACGAGCCAUGAUAAGUGUUAUAGACGAGCCACGGGUAUACAGGGACUGGGGGUUGGAGCUCGAAAGUGAUAUAAUUUCGAUUAUCAUUCCAGGACAAACGAUUAUCGUACUCAACUCUCAAGCUGCCGUGGAUGAACUGCUUGUAAGGCGCUCAUCAAUAUACUCCGACCGCCCGCAUAUACCCAUGGUAUCGAGCGAUAACCUGGUAGGCUGGGGAAACAACACUGGGAUGGUUCGUUAUGGAGAACGAUGGCGUAGCCAACGAAAGAUGACACACGAAGUACUACACAAGAUUGCUAGUGAGGAGAGGUGGCCACUAGUGGAACGGCAAUCACGCCUCACACUUCACCGGAUCCUUAAUAAUCCUGAAGGGUUUUCAGCGGAAAUUAGACGUAUGGCCGGCUCAACGCUGCUCAUGGCAGUUUAUGGGUAUGAAGUCACAUCGCCUGAUGAUAGUUUGGUCAAAGUAGUAGAAGAUGCAGUGGAAGGUUUCAGUCAGGCAGUUAUAGUUUCGAAUUAUUUCGUCAAUACUGUACCUUGGCUCCAGUAUCUUCCAGAAUGGUUCCCGGGAGCGUCGUGGAAGGCGAAAGCCAACGCUUGGCGCUAUCAAAAAGAUCUGAUGUUGGGUAUCCCUUACGAAUGGACGAAGAAUCAAAUGGCCGCUGGAACUGCAACUCCAUCCAUGCUUUCGUUUUGGCUUACGAGAUAUGUGUAUCAAGAGGCCCCCUCAAACCUUGCCGAAGUGGAAGAUCGUGUUCGAUGGGCAGCAGGUACAAUCUUCUCAGCGGGAACCGAUACGUCAGUUGCGAGUACUCGGGUUUUUGUAAUGGCCAUGGCCAUGCACCCAGACGUCCAGGCCAAAGCGCAAGCCGAGUUAGAUGCGGUUAUUGGUACGCGGCUACCCGAGAUGGCAGAUCGGGAUUCUUUACCGUAUAUACGGCGCAUUGUCAAAGAAGUGUUUCGCUGGAGAAUGGUACUGCCUCUGGCUCUUCCUCACGCUUGUAUUCAAGACGAUACUUACAAGGGCUAUCAUAUUCCGAAGGGCGCAAUUGUCAUUGGAAAUUCGUGGUACAGUCGUAUUUUGCCGGCCAUAAGUAACAAUCCAGAUGUAUACAUCGAUCCCGACCGUUUUAAUCCUGAUCGCUUCCUGGAUCUUUCGCAGCGGGCUUGCUUGCCAUGUUCAACAUUGGCCCUGAGGAAGACACAACGGAAAGCCGAUCCAUUGAAGCCAGAGAUGAGAUUAAAUGAGGCGGUUCGUUAUAUCCGUUCAAAUGCAGGAUUACUCCUCGAUCCGAAAGACACGAGCAAAUUAUUCGGGAUUGGGCAGAAUCGAUCACGUGUCACUGGUGACCUUUGGCAAACAACCAUGGAUUAUCAGAACCGAGUGGGUAGCAAAUUUGGAGGCGGUGGUGUGGCGGGAGCGUCCGAGGCGAAUGUCGACCGACGUGAACGACUGAGAAAGCUUGCGUUGGAGACGAUUGAUCUCGCCAAGGAUCCAUAUAUUCUUCGCAACCACCUUGGAUCGCUGGAAUGUCGUCUUUGCCUGACACUUCACACAAAUGAAGGAUCUUACCUGGCUCAUACCCAAGGCAAAAAGCAUCAAACUAAUUUGGCUCGACGCGCUGCUCGAGAUGCAAAGGAAACCCAGCUCAUUACCGCACCCGCCCCAGCAGCAUCAGUUCCCCGUAAAAUGUUUAUCAAAAUCGGAAGACCAGGAUAUCGCGUAACCAAGGUGCGCGAUCCUCUCAUGGCUGCUGCGGCAGGUGGUGGGGGUGCCAAGGAAGGCAUGAUGGUCCAAGUACACCUACCCCAGAUCAAAGAAGGUGUAUUCCUCGCCGCAGGUUUAUGA
Molecule: messenger RNA, 1986 nt
Organism: Rhizoctonia solani
Lineage: Eukaryota; Fungi; Basidiomycota; Agaricomycetes; Cantharellales; Ceratobasidiaceae
Product: cytochrome P450 family protein
Exons: 17
Coding region: 1-1986 (661 amino acids)
Cellular component (GO): nucleus
Molecular function (GO): zinc ion binding; oxidoreductase activity, acting on paired donors, with incorporation or reduction of molecular oxygen; iron ion binding
Source: RefSeq, a predicted model, not a curated record